Messenger RNA from Rhododendron vialii, 603 nucleotides. RefSeq lists its product as uncharacterized. The coding region runs from base 1 to 603 and encodes 200 amino acids. The record is from RefSeq and is a predicted model, not a curated record. The transcript has a single exon. NCBI's taxonomy places the organism in Eukaryota, Viridiplantae, Streptophyta, Magnoliopsida, Ericales, Ericaceae.
AUGAGACAACUGUGGUUCGAAUGGCCAAUAGGAAAGCUGGGCACAGACACUGGCCAAGCAGAUCAGAACCCACGAAAGAAGUGCUCAUACCACGACGAGCUCGGUCAUUACACAACCGCAUGCGCACCAUACAAAGCACUAUUGGAGCGUUUGGCAGCACAAAGCCAUCUCGAUCAGUACAUUGAUCAAACCAAAACACCCCCCCAUCCACCUGCUGGCAAUCCCAACCCAAAUGAACUGCGAUCGUCGAUACACGUUAUUCACGGCCCCGUGACAAAGGAAUCUGAAUCCAAUCUUUGGGUCGACCUCAAUCGUGCAUCCACUUCCAAGCAGGUAAUCGCAGUAGUACCUGGAUCCAAACGUCUACGACCAGAAGAGUUACCCAAAUGGACAAUAACUUUUACUGAGUGCGAUCUCGAACAUGUGCAAACACCACACUCCGACGCCCUCGUCCUAACUGUCCAAAUUGGAGUACAUGACGUCAAGCGGGUUCUAAUCGAUCAGGGAAGCUCGGCGGAGGUCAUGUACUAUGACUUGUUCAAAAAGCUUGAUCUCUCAGAGUCAGCUUUGCAACCCGCCGAAGUACCCCCUCAUCGGAUUUAA